This is a messenger RNA of Gopherus flavomarginatus (Mexican gopher tortoise), 1100 nucleotides long. RefSeq lists its product as uncharacterized. The record is from RefSeq and is a predicted model, not a curated record. NCBI's taxonomy places the organism in Eukaryota, Metazoa, Chordata, Testudines, Testudinidae. The transcript has 2 exons. Bases 329 to 958 code for a protein of 209 amino acids.
GCCUCCACGCCCCAAACGAGCCCCAGCAUGGAACAAUUCCGAGCUGCAGGACCUCAUCAGUGUUUGGGGUGAGGAGGCUGUGCAAGCACAGCUGCGCUCCAGAAGGAGAAAUUAUGAUACCUAUGGGCAGAUAUCGCAGUCCUUGCUGAGAAGGGGCCAUGAACGGUACGCGUUGCAGUGCAGGGUCAAAAUAAAAGAGCUGAGGAGUGCUUACUGCAAAGCCUGUGAGGGAAAUCGCCGCUCAAGAGCUGCCCCCACAACCUGCCGUUUUUACAAGGAGCUGGAUGCCAUACUUGGGUGUGACCCCACUGCCAAUCCGAGGACCACGAUGGAGAGUUCAGAGCAGGGAGAAGUGGGGGAGGGUGUAGAGGAAGCCGACAGUGAGGCUACUGGCGUGAAGGGAGACACCCCGGAGUCCCAGGAGGCAUGCAGCCAGGAGCUCUUCUCAAGCCAGGAGGAGGCUAGCCAGUCGCAGCAGCUGGAAGUUGCUGGUGAGGAAGAAACUGAGGAGCGUGCUCGGGUGACCUUGACUAAUGCAGCCGGAUCACCGGCCUCACGUCGCUUGCAGAACUUGAGAAGAAAUCCCAGAAAAUCAAAAGAAGAAUUGAUCAAGGCAGUUAGGAAUCACUACAACAGAGAAAGUAGGAAGACGCAGGAAUGGAGAGAGAAAAUGUAUGAAUGGAGAGAGAAAAUGUAUGACUGGAGGCAAACAGAAAGCAGGAGAAAGGAAUUGGCUAUCAAAAAAACCUCAAAGCAGAUGAUAAGCCUCCUGGCUCGCCAAACUGAGUCUUUCGAGUCUCUCGUAGCCAUGCAGGCAGAUAUGUACCGUGGUAACCCACAGCCCUCCCAAAGCUCUUUCUUGUUCCCCAGUAUUUGCACAAAACACCUUUCUCCAGCAGCCAGUUUCUUAUUACCCCCAGCUGCCCCCAACACCUGUUCGAUCACCUACCAGCCCUGAUAACUAUAAUUCUUACCCUGUGCACUCCACCCCCAUUACCGUGCAGCAUAGUAAUCCUGAAGUGCAGCAGACAUUGAACAGUAAUCAAAACAGGACAUAUUCAAACCUCUGAAUGUACAGUCCACCACCCUAACCCCCUGGC